Drosophila albomicans is the source of this 2402-nucleotide messenger RNA. RefSeq lists its product as uncharacterized. The record is from RefSeq and is a predicted model, not a curated record. The coding region runs from base 608 to 2191 and encodes 527 amino acids. The transcript has 5 exons. NCBI's taxonomy places the organism in Eukaryota, Metazoa, Arthropoda, Insecta, Diptera, Drosophilidae.
CUGAGCUCAGCUGACGCGUCGAGUUGCGAGUUGAGAGUACGAAUUGCGAGUCGAGUCCGAGUCUUGAGGCGCGCGCGUUCGUUGCCUAAGUCAUUUGAUUUUCACUUUUAACUGUUUGGAAGCGCGCGCUCGCUGGCUUAAACCGUUAACCGUUACGCCGUGCACGUUACGGUUCCGCCACUCCAGUGUAUUAUAUCUCUCUCGAUCUGUGUAUGUGAAUUUGCUGUUGCUGCUGCUGCGACUGUUGCUGUAACUUACGCCGGAUUAAUGCCAACCGCCCCCUCCCCACCGCUGGCAGCAAGUGAAAGAGCAACGAAACUCUGGCGAGACACCAUGACAAGGCUCAAUUAGGCCGCUUAACGCUUUCCCAUUUCGUACUGAAAACUCAUUGAAUACCAUUGAAGCAUCUAUCCACAAUCCAUCUAGAACUAGAACUUGCUUGUCAUCGCCUCGCACCACUGACCUGCUACUUCAGCUGCUUCAAGGCCGGCUCCGCCAAGUGCUUGGCCGAAAUCUAAAAAAAAAAAAACGAAAUCAAACCGAACCGAACCGUACCAAACACGAAGCUUAUUUUCUUUUUGGUCAACAUCAACACCGCAUUACGAUAAUGAAUUAUCAGAAGGCCAGUGAAACGCAUUCGCCGUCCUCGUUCAAGAAGCCCAAACGGCCGCCGGGCAACGGCAGCGGCAAGAGCAACGGCAACGGCAUACAAAACUUUUGGAACGAACGCAUCAUGGAACGCUUUAUAAAGGCGAAUCUAUUCAUUAUCUGCUGCGUGGCAGCGGGCCUCUUGCUGAUUGUGUAUCUGGGGGCGUUCUCAUGUGAGGUCUCGUGGUUGCUGGAGGCGCACGGGGAGCUGCCCAUCGCCGCCUACACGCUGUGCACGCUCUACUUCGUCAUGUUUGUGGCGACCACCAUACUGAUCCAUGGCCUCGUCAGCGGCCUGUGCUGGCCAUUGUUCGCCUGGUCUGUGGUUAUUGGCCUGCUCUCCAUUCCAGAGCUGGUGCUGGUGAUGCUAAUGACCACACAGCAUUGGGGUCUGCAAUCGGUGCAUGGACUCACUGAGUUGACUUCCUAUCUGAUCAGGCUGAUCAUCAAUUGCCUGGCACUUAUUUGUGUCAUACCCACGGGCAUCAAGUGGCGUCGCGAGAUGCAGGUGCUCAACCAACUGCAAGGACUUGCCACGCGUCUCUCGCUGCAGACUCCGGCGCCAAGUGUGCCCAUGACCAAGGCGGACUCACGACGUUCCAGCCAGCGUUUGAGUGGCUUUGAGAAUGCCGGCUAUCAGUUGUGCGAUGAGACAAAGCUGCCUUUAGGCACUGGACUUAACAAUCAUCAUGUCAAUGGCGCAGCUUCACUCUUUGGCUCGCAGAACGAGUUUAAUGCCAGCAUGUUUGCUCCAGCGUUGGCUCAGCAGUUCACUAAUGGGAACAUGUUGCAAGCACAGCGCAACAGUGGAGGAGGCGGCGGAGGCAACAAUGGCAGCCAUCGCGCCCAGUCACUGAUGGAUCUGCGCUGCACACUGCCGGGCAUGUACAAUCCGCGACAUGUGCUGGAUACGGAGGACAAGAAUGCCAAGUACUUUAACAUCACCAUCGAUGAUCUGAAGAACAAUCUGCAAGACUCGCACAAACCAUCGCCGCCCUCGUUGAUUGGUUCCACCAGCAACGAUCCCAUCUACUGUUCCAUUGAGCCCAAGCAGCUGACGCCGCCACCAGCUCAGCUGCGUCACUAUCAGCAUCAUCAUCAGCAGGCAGCAGCAGCUGCGGCAGCGGCAGCUCAACGUGGUGGACAGCCAACGAAGCUGGCACGCAACUGCAUCUCGCUGGAGAAUCUCGAUGGCAUUAACAAGGUGCAGAACGAUCUGGCCGCCUAUGGCAACAAUCUGCUGCAGAACUACACGCAACAGCAGCAAUACUAUCUGGCCAUGCUGCUCAACAAUCCACUGCAACAACAAGCAGCGGCAGCAGCGGCUGCUGGUCUCUAUCGUCGUCCCUCCGCCUGUAGCUCGACGGGAGGACACACAGUGUUGGCUCAACCGCUGCAGCGUCGCGGCUCCCAGCAGCAAUUGCAGUACUACGGCGGCUUUGGCUAUGCCAACUAUGCCAAUCCUUAUAUUACGGCCAAUAGCAAAUUGUCGCUGGGCAACGAAUCGGACGACUAUCGCAAAUACCGAGAUGUGGCUCUCUAGGUGGCAUUAAGCUUCCAACGUUAGACUAAGUUCCAAGUCAUUGAAAACUAUUUCGCAUACUCAUUACUCAUUAGCUAUGUAGGUUAUAACAAGCAGAAAGAAAGAAAGAAACGUUCGACUACCACAAAUGACAUUCCGAGGCAUCGGCAUAACGACCAAAGAGCCACAAACUAACUCAGUUCAAGUUCAGUUCGUCAACUAACGUUUUUAU